Molecule: messenger RNA, 633 nt
Organism: Aegilops tauschii subsp. strangulata
Lineage: Eukaryota; Viridiplantae; Streptophyta; Magnoliopsida; Poales; Poaceae
Source: RefSeq, a predicted model, not a curated record
AUGGAUUCCGAUUUGGAGUACAUAUACGAGCACUAUGUUGAGUCGUCCAACGGCUCAUCCAACGAGGAGUACUCAAAUGAGGUAGCGAUGAUGCAGGCGGUCCUUGAAGACGCAGAGCGUGCGGAGGAGCAUGUUCUCAAUUUCAAGGGCUCGAUCAAGGGUCAUCGAGUGCUCAACCGCGAUAGGGCACGCGGCCAUUUGACACUGAUGGCUGACUACUUUGCCCAGGCUGCACUCUUCGCUGACCAUUUUCGCCGGCGUUUUCGGAUGCGCAAGAUUGUGUUUGAUCGUUUGUACCAUGGCGCCCGGUCCUAUGAUGGCUACUUAAUCUUGAAGAAGGACGCCAUGGGAACGAUUGGCUUCUCUGGUUACCGGAAGUGCACGACCGCAGUACGGAUGCUUGCAUAUGGCACAUGCGGAGAUGCCAUGUGGUCGAGAUUUAAAAAAAAAGAGGGGAUGCUGGAUAUAUGCGGCUACGGUUGGAUGACUGCUUCCCGCAUCCGUGUCUGCGGAAGGAAAUUUGCAGGUUGCCAUUGGAGAUGCCCUAAGGUGGAAGAAAUUGUUGAGCCCCACAUCAGACAGUGGGAUGAGGUGCUUAUUCGCAACGUGUUCUCACCGGUUGAUAUUCAUUGA